UACAGCAGCUGAUUACUAGUUUAUCGAGCAUGAAUGAGGACACGAGCAGACAUUUCCGCUUCAAGAUCAAGUCCAUAUUUACGAAGCUCAUCAAGAAGUUUGGUUACGAGAUGGUGCAUGGCAUGUCACCGGAGAGGUACCACAAGGUGCUGUCGAAUGUACGUAGAGAGCUGGCACGAAGCAAGAGGAAGAAGCUGGCUGGAGAAAGAGGUGGCAGCGAUGACGACGAUGAGGACGAGGAAGAUGAGACUGAGGGAGGGAAGAACAGAGGCCAGCCGGAAAGCCUUGACGAUCUUCUGCGGGAUACUGAUUCUGAGCUGGAGGAGGGGGAGGAGGCGGGCAGCGCGAGAAAGAAGCCGAGGCGGGCGAGGAAGCAGACGACGGCUGCCUGGCUCGAGGACAAGGGAGAGGAAGACAUCGUGGACUUUCUGGAUCCGGGGGUCGCGAGGAAGGUCAUGGGCACGAAGCCGGCCACAGCCAGUGUUGAGAAGAAGAGCAAAACUGAAUUCAAGAUGGCGUCCGACGGGCGCAUGAUCAUCACGGAGAGCGAGGAAGACAAGAAGCGAAGCAAAAGCGAAAGCAGGAGGUGACAUUAAGAAGAAGAAUAAGCCUGAUCCUUUUGCCUAUAUUCCACUCAACAUGCAGUCUCUGAACAAAAGGAAGAAGGCAAAAUUCCAAGGACAGUUCAAGGGCAUUAUGAAGGGAGUGAAGAAGGGAGCAGCAAAAGGAAGAAAGGGCCGACGGAAGUGAACGAAACAUUUAAUUGUCAUAAUCUGCUGUUCAUGCUCUUAUAAUGCUCUUAUUUAUUCGCCCGUUUGUUGAAUUACGUGCUGUAAUUUUUGUAGAAAUGGGUCUACAUACAAAUAAAAUUCUUACUCAUUUGAUACAAUUUU
Priapulus caudatus is the source of this 893-nucleotide messenger RNA. Its product is annotated as RRP12-like protein. The record is from RefSeq and is a predicted model, not a curated record. NCBI's taxonomy places the organism in Eukaryota, Metazoa, Priapulida, Priapulimorpha, Priapulimorphida, Priapulidae.